Limanda limanda (common dab) is the source of this 1198-nucleotide messenger RNA. It is a transcript of the gene paqr3a, whose product is annotated as progestin and adipoQ receptor family member IIIa. Bases 196 to 1140 code for a protein of 314 amino acids. The record is from RefSeq and is a predicted model, not a curated record. Lineage: Eukaryota; Metazoa; Chordata; Actinopteri; Pleuronectiformes; Pleuronectidae. The transcript is spliced from 8 exons. Gene Ontology annotation, cellular component: membrane. Gene Ontology annotation, molecular function: signaling receptor activity.
CGGCUGAUGACGUCACCGGUGAUUUGGAAGAUGCUCCAGCUGAAAGUUGUAAAAACGUCGCGUUGAUUCUGAAUUAGCGUGAAUUCGUGUUUUCAUUAUGAUCACAUGGAUUAAGAACACCAACAUGUCGCUAACUGAGCAAAGAGCGGAAUAAAAGGUCAGACUCCAGGUCAGACGCCUGCUCAGGACCCAGUCAUGCCUCAGAAGCUCCAGAAGAACGCCCAGACCGGCCACUACAUCGAGCUGGGCGGGUACCAGUACUGGCCGGUGCUGGUGCCCCGGGGAAUCCGGCUGUACACCUACGAGCAGAUCCCGGUGUUCCUGAGGGAGAACCCGUACAUCACAGACGGAUACAGAGCCUACCUGCCCUCCAGGCUCUGCAUCAAGAGCAUCUUCAUCCUGUCCAAUGAGACGGUGAACAUCUGGAGCCACCUGCUGGGCUUCCUGCUCUUCUUCUUCCUCGGGGUUUACAACAUGGCGUCCGUGCUGCCCGGCUUCGGCGCCUCCAAGGAGGAUUACGUCAUCUACUCCAUCGCACUCUUCUGCUUCCAGCUGUGUAUGCUGUGCUCGGUGGGGUACCACCUGUUCUGCUGCCAUCGCUCGGAGAAGACCAGCCGCCGCUGGAUGGCGCUGGAUUACGCCGGCGUCUCCAUCGGCAUCUUGGGCUGCUACGUCCCCGGAGUCUUCUACACCUUCUACUGUAAUAACUACUGGCGGCAGGUGUACCUGGUGACGGUGCUCGCCAUGAUCCUCGCCGUGUUCUUCGCUCAGAUUCAUCCUCAUUACCUCAGCAAGCAGUGGAAGCAGCUGCGCUCGCUGGUCUUCUGCUCGGUGGCCGGGUACGGCCUCAUCCCCACGGUGCACUGGAUCUGCAUCACCGGGGGGUUCUCCUCCGAGCUGGUCCAGGCGUUCAUCCCUCGGAUCCUGGGGAUGUAUUUCCUGGCAGCGUUGGCUCUAAUUUUCUACGUUUCUAAAGUUCCUGAACGCUACUUCCCAGGUCAGCUGAACUACCUGGGCUCCAGCCACCAGGUGUGGCACAUGCUGCUGGUGCUGAUGUUGUACUGGUGGCACCAGUCGUCGUGCUUCAUCAUGGCGUACAGACACAGCGAGCCCUGCCCAGACGCCCCCCCACACGAGUAGUGACCACGACCAGCUGCUGCCUGGCUGAGAGAAGCUGCACAGAAGCCGGACGUAUGUU